This is a messenger RNA of Hippocampus zosterae (dwarf seahorse), 3015 nucleotides long. Its product is annotated as kelch-like protein 33. The record is from RefSeq and is a predicted model, not a curated record. The transcript is spliced from 5 exons. The coding region runs from base 98 to 2470 and encodes 790 amino acids. Gene Ontology annotation, molecular function: protein binding. NCBI's taxonomy places the organism in Eukaryota, Metazoa, Chordata, Actinopteri, Syngnathiformes, Syngnathidae.
UGAGCAGACAGCGUUGAGUCUCACGGUGAGAGAGAAGAGUGCAUGAGGCACACUUUAUUUGAUUUUUUUUUUUUUACCUUGCUUGGUUGAAAUUCACAUGGAGGCGAGCGGGAGUGGCCUGCCGGCGGAAUGGGACGAGCAAUGGCGGAGCGAGAAGGAAAGGAGGAAACGAGUACUAGGAGAAGGAAGGGAAGGCGUUGAGCAGGACAAACGUGAGCUCCGAAAAAUUGUGGCCUUCAAUGACUCUAGAUUAGGUCUGACAAGCGAGAGGGCGGAACCGGGCGGAUCCAAGCUCGAGGAGGACGGAGGGCGCGUCGAUGAUGUCCGACGCUAUCCGAGCGAAAGCUUUCCUGGUGAGAUGUUCAAGGUCUUGAGGGAGUUACUUGAAUCGGGUCUCCUCACGGAUCUGACGUUGACCACAGAGGAUGGGAGCAGCUUUUGCGUUCACUCUUCCAUCCUUGCUGCUGUCAGCUCUUUCAUUGAGGCGAGGGUCAGGGUAGAAACUCAAACGUGCGAGGUAGCCGCCCACCAGUGGUGUCUGAUUCUAGCUCCGGAUGUGGAUCAUUGUGGUCUACGGGCAGUUGUGGAGUUUGCCUACACCGGGGAGCUCAUAGCAAUGGGUGACACCCGACCCCAAAUUGAGGCAGCGGCUCGUGCACUCGGAGUUCCGAGAUUGUUGGACCUCUGCGACCAAACCGCUGGAGCGAAGGCAGAUCUGAGAAAGGAGCAAGCAAUCUCUGCCGAAGAGGAAAUGCGACGAACCCUUCGUUCCAUCCAGCAGCUCUGGGCAGACGGUGUGGGCUGUGAUGUCAUUUUGGAUGUGAACGGAGCUUUGUUCCAUGUCCAUAGGGUGAUCCUGGCAGCAAGCAGUGACUACUUCCGAGGCAUGUUCACCAGCGGGAUGAGGGAGUCUCGUCAAGGUCGCGUUGCCCUUCCUUUAAAAGUCAUUCCAGAGAUGGCUGCUUUGAUUUGCUUCUCCUACUGCGGGACGCUUCCUGUCAACUGGGACUGCGUCUUUGAGCUCGCCUGCACGGCACUCCGGUUCCAGUUCCGGUCAGCCGUCUCGCUUUGCCUCCUCUUCAUGAAACGGGAAAUGGGAGCGGGUUCCUGCCUGGAUGUGGCUUCUUUUGCCGAGGCUUACGGGAUGUCAGAGCUCCUUGAGGAAGCCAAUGAUUACGUGCUGCGAAACUUCUUGGAAGUGUCUGCGACUGAAAAGUUUCUGGACCUCCAAGCUGAGAAGCUUCUGGACUUCCUCUGCAGCGAUGGUCUCAGCGUGCCAUCCGAGCUUGUUGCGUUUCGAGCAUUAGUCUCCUGGCUUGAGGUGGAUUCUGAGGAGCGACUGGGGCAUGCCUUUAAGCUGAUGAGAGGAGUUCGCUUUCCCCUCAUGACCUUUCGAGAGUUCAGGGAGGUCAGGGCCAUAAACCUACGCUUAGAAACCAAAGAUGUGCAACUUCACGGUGCUGCUUUUAAGGAGUUUGGAUCAACCCUCUCAGUGCAGGAUCACUGUCGAGUGAGGCGCCCCAAAGACUCCCUACUUCUUGUUGGUGGGGACCAGCUGGACCAGGAUGUGGGUCAACGCGUACCAAGUGGCGAAAUUUGGUUUGUAAACUCCUUGCGCUCCGGCAUAGGCCUGGUGAAGGACAUUGAGUGGAGGAAGCUGGCCCAGAUUCCAGAUAGGCCAAAGUUCAGACACGGGGUCGCAACCCUUAGGGGGCGGUUGUUUGUGAUCGGCGGAUGUCACUUCUAUGCCAAGGACGACGUCAUGAAAUCGACCUACAGCUAUGAACCCAAGCAAGACCUCUGGAAGAGGUGCACCGACAUGCAGGAAUGCCGAAGUAACUUCUCAGUGGUGGUGCACCAAGGUCAGCUUUGUGCCAUCGGUGGAGAUAAGCAGCUCAACACUAAUUUAAACAGCGUGGAGAUGUACAACACGGAGGCCGAUACCUGGAGCUUUGUCCGUCCUCUGAACCAUCCACUCAGCGGCCAAGCUGCCACAGUCCUCGAUGGAAGGGUGUUUGUCUCCGGAGGUUUUGACCCCCAGUAUGUUUGCCUUGCUUCCUUGUUCGUGUACGACCCUGAUGCAGGAAGCGUCCACAUGGCAAAAAUGACUCAAGACCGAGCCCAGCACUGCAUGGAGGCACUGCGAGGUUGCCUUUAUGUGGCCGGCGGCGUGUGCAACCUCAGGACGUAUUACACGGACCAACUCACCUGUGAGGUUUACAAUCCCGCUGUUGAUUGUUGGACGACCUUUGCGCCGCUGCCCGUACCUCAUGUGGGCGCAGCCUCGGCCAUCUUGGAAGAGAAUAUCUAUCUCCUGGGAGGGUACUGCCAGGAAGACUACAGCGAAUCUGGACUGGUCCACAGGUUUAACCAGAUCACGCAGCGCUGGGAGAGAAUGGGAAAAGUCCCAGCAGCCGUUACUGAUAUUCGAGCCUGUGUGCUACAACUACCCCAACACUUGAGAUGGUAGCUUGAAGGACUGAAAUGUCACUUCUGUAUUGUCUUCCUUACCACUGCGUUGAUAAAUUUGCAUGGGACAGAAAAAAAAAUACAAAAUAAAAUCCAUUGAAGCUUGCAAAGCAGGCUCAGUGAACAGAAAAAACCCACGGCGACAUAAAGAAAACACUGACUUUCAUAUGAAUAGAGGAACAAUUGACCCCGCCCCCCUCUCCCCCGCGGUUGAAGCCAGAGGACAGCCAUCUUACGUUGCCAAUGGUACUGACAUGGGUUUUGCUUUCAUUUCAUUGUUGACGGUUCUGACAACAUGAUGCAAAUCUUUGAGUAGCACCUGGAAGAUACACCUUAUAAGAGAAUAUUUAUAAUAGUUUUCUUAUCGAUGAAAUGCGUAUGCAGCGCCUCUCCUGGACUUAAGUGGUACAACGGUUUGGGAUACACUGUUAUUUCUGCCAUGGAGACAAAAAAGAAAAUGGCCACUUUUCUCUCCUGCGACUAAGUAGCAUGAUUAACCGUUUCUUGCACACUGUAACCUGAAAAGAUAAUAAACUGUCCACUGUA